Molecule: messenger RNA, 1359 nt
Organism: Aspergillus glaucus CBS 516.65
Lineage: Eukaryota; Fungi; Ascomycota; Eurotiomycetes; Eurotiales; Aspergillaceae
Exons: 2
Coding region: 1-1359 (452 amino acids)
Source: RefSeq, a predicted model, not a curated record
AUGUGCUUCUGGGGCAUCGUCAUGUUCACCAUGUGGUUCGGCAUGAACUCAGAUCGCGACAAUGUACACCCCUUAAUCACCCAGAUGAUUCCCGCCGGCCACUGUAACUGCCAAACCUCGACGACGUUCCAAUGCGCCGACUGUCUAACCUGUCUGGCGUCUUCGGCCCCGACCCCUGUUGAAAACGAGCACCAACAGCAGCAGCAGUCUACCUUGUUGACGUGGAGAUUCGAGUAUGGCCGCGACGAUCGCAACGUGGGUCUGGGGCGGGAACAGUGCCACAUUGCUUUCCCGGGUUUGUUUCAGGAUAUCGUCCGUGCUGGAGAUUACUGGCGCGCACAGGGAGGGAUUACGAAGGAGGAUUUGGAUGCUGUUUCACUGGAGCCGGGGAUGGCACGCGCGAUUAUCCAACAUGGAGAGUUGUAUAUUGUGGCUGCGCGGGCCAAGAAUGAGGACCACCGUCGCAAGAUUUUAGCGGCGCUGUCGUCAAUGCACCGCGCGUUAACAGCCAGUCCGGAACGCGCAACCGAUACAAUCGAGUUCAUUUUCUCGGUCGAAGAUCGCGUUGACGAUGUCUACGGUGGCAGCCAUCCAAUCUGGGUGCUUGCGCGAAAAGCCUCUGAACAAUCCGCGUGGUUAAUGCCUGAUUUCGGUUUCUGGGCCUGGGAGCACUGGAAGCAGCAUAUUGGGCCGUAUUCGCAGGCCGUUGAUCGGGUGCGAGAUAUGGAAUCUCAGCUGGGCUUUGAAGAUAAAGAGAAGAAGCUGGUGUGGCGGGGCAAGUUGAGUUUUGCGCCGAAGUUGAGACGGGCGUUACUCGAUACGGCGCGGAAUGAGACUUGGAGCGAUGUCAAGGCGUUGGACUGGAGCAAUAAGGAGAAUUGCAUGUCGCUGGAGGAUCAUUGUCGGUAUAAGUUUAUUGCGCAUGCUGAAGGUCGCUCCUAUUCAGGCUCGCUCAAAUACCGACAAGCCUGUCGCUCCGUCGUGCUCGCGCAUAAACUCCAAUUCAUCCAACACUACCACUACCUCCUGGUCUCGUCUGGACCACAACAAAACUACGUCGAAGUCGAGCGCGAUUUUUCCGAUCUUCCCAGCAAAAUGAACAACCUACUCCAGAACCCCGGGGCUGCUGAGCACAUCGCCGAUAACAACGUGCGCACGUUCCGGGAGCGAUACCUGACACCGGCAGCUGAGGCGUGCUACUGGCGCGCAUUAUGGGAUGGAUAUAAGCAGGUGUCGAAUGCGACGGAUUCGCUGUCGAGGAUGGGAAAGCCGGUUGUGGAAAGAGGAUUGCGGUUUGAGUCUUUUUCGUUGCUGGAAAGCAGCGAGAUGAUGAAUUAUUACCACGUUCAUCAGUUAUGA